AUGGGGUUCAAGAAUGUAGAAGUAGAGUACGAUGCUUUACAAGUAGUUGAGGCAAUAAACAAAAAACUACAAAGGAGAAGUGAAGCUUACCGACUUAUUCAGGAGUUGCUGUCGGGAGAGUGGAAUGUUCGACUCAAUCAUGUCUUCAGGGAAGGAAACAGAUGUGCCGACAAAAUAGCAUCCCUUGGUGCAAGCCAAACGGAGCAGAAAUUGGUUUGGUUCACACCACCAAAGGCUGUCCAGGAAAUUCUGAAGGAGUACUUGCUAGGAAUAGGAGUGCCAAGAUACGUUGAUCACACUUAG
Molecule: messenger RNA, 303 nt
Organism: Neltuma alba
Lineage: Eukaryota; Viridiplantae; Streptophyta; Magnoliopsida; Fabales; Fabaceae
Exons: 1
Coding region: 1-303 (100 amino acids)
Molecular function (GO): RNA-DNA hybrid ribonuclease activity; nucleic acid binding
Source: RefSeq, a predicted model, not a curated record